GAUAUCCCCCUAGCAGCUGUUUAAAGGGACAGCUGGCCCAGCCGUAGGCAGCAGGCACAAUGGCACCCCGGGCACUGCCUCUGUUGCAGCUGCUGCUGAUGGUGGUCGUUUGGUCUCUGACAGUAGAGCCUGCGCCCCCCACCUGCUACUCCCGGAUGCUGACCCUGAGCCGUGAGAUCAUGGCAGACUUCCAGAGCCUGCAGGCUUUAGAGCCUGAGGAUUCGUGUGUGAGGUACUUGCCCCGGCUCUACCUGGAUAUCCAUAACUACUGCGUGCUGGCCAAGCUGCGGGACUUCGUGGCCUCUCCUCAGUGCUGGAAAAUGGCUGAAGUGGACAGCCUGAAGGACAGAGUGCGGAAGCUGUAUACCAUCAUGAACUCCUUCUGCCGGCGGGACUUGGUGUUUCUCUCAGAUGACUGCCAUGCUUUAGAAUACCCGAUCCCCGAGACCACCGGUCCUUCAGACUGGCAGAAUUAAGAAAGAAGGCAGGCCAGAAGAAUGACCCAGAGGCCUGAAGUUGGACCAGCUGUCCAUAGCAGAGCCCCAGCACCCCAGGCCUCCCUUAUUGGAGCCGCCAGGCCGUCCACAUAUCUCUCUGCCUUCUGGAACACCAGUUAGGAUUGUACGAUCGAGCAUGCUUUGUACACAGAUUGGAAGCUCAGCCUCUAAGUGUCUCAUCGGGGUAUCAGAGGCACACACAGUAAAGUGCACUCUGGCUUCUCUUUGGGGAGUGAGCAGCUUGAGACUGGCAAAACCCCACAUCUUUGUGACUGCUUUAAUGAAAUAAUGGGACCAUUCUUUCUGGUCUCUGCCUACACCCAAAGAGGCUUUGACUUUAUGCUUCCUUCCCACACAAGCUUUCCUUCCUCUCUCCCAUUUUAAAGCAUUUUUAGUGCUUUCAUGAUGUAUUUACAAAGCUUUUAUGUAGUGUAGGGAUAGAGCCACCCCUUCACUGAAGGGUUAUGGAAACCCAAUAAACCUUUACUGCAAGAA
This is a messenger RNA of Mesocricetus auratus (golden hamster), 992 nucleotides long. It is a transcript of the gene Cytl1, whose product is annotated as cytokine like 1. Gene Ontology annotation, biological process: positive regulation of transcription by RNA polymerase II. NCBI's taxonomy places the organism in Eukaryota, Metazoa, Chordata, Mammalia, Rodentia, Cricetidae. The record is from RefSeq and is a predicted model, not a curated record. Bases 60 to 476 code for a protein of 138 amino acids. The transcript is spliced from 4 exons.